This is a messenger RNA of Brassica napus (rape), 3226 nucleotides long. RefSeq lists its product as uncharacterized. Lineage: Eukaryota; Viridiplantae; Streptophyta; Magnoliopsida; Brassicales; Brassicaceae. The coding region runs from base 2104 to 3069 and encodes 321 amino acids. The transcript has 4 exons. The record is from RefSeq and is a predicted model, not a curated record.
UUGAAAGAUAUAUAUCUUAUUUAAACAAAAGUAUCAUACGACAAUAAUCUUAAUUUAAUUAAAAAAAAACUGAUUACACGUUACUCACUAUGGAAUAUACUCUUUGAAUAUCCUUAUCCCUUCUCAAAAUAGAUUAAUUGUCUGGCUUCUGGGUGUACAGUACUUUUUAAUUUGAUAUCAUUUCUCCAUGUUUUCAAUACAAAUUUGGUCAAAAUGGAUCUAGAUCGGGAAACCUAGAAUUAUUAAUGAUUUAAUAUAGCAAAAGGGUAGACUAAAAAACGCAACUUGCCAACUUCCCAAAAAUAAAUUCUGUAAAUUCGGUUGAAUAAUAAAAAGAUUAAGGGGGGGGGUGUAUUGAAUUGAGGAUUUUAAAGUGUUUUGGUAUUUCUUUAAAAUCUCCUGUUAUUCAACUAAUGAUUUCUAUUUUUUUCUUCAAAUCCUGUGUUAUUGAAUAUGAUAUUUAUCUAAAGUAGCUUAAAAUCACUUGUAAUCCACUGUUAUUCAAUUAACAAUUUACUAAAAGUAAAUCAAAUCUACUGUUAUUCAAUGAUAAACAAUUUUAAAAGAAAAACUUUAUGAAAUGGAUUUGAAACUAUUUUUUUUGUUAUUUUCAGUCAAAACUAUCGUUACACAAAUCCCACCAUUGUACCUGUUAUUUGGAAAUACCCAAAAGGGGGUGUAUUGAAUUGAGGAUUUUAAAGUGUUUUGGUAUUUCUUUAAAAUCUCCUGUUAUUCAACUAAUGAUUUCUAUUUUUUUCUUCAAAUCCUGUGUUAUUGAAUAUGAUAUUUAUCUAAAGUAGCUUAAAAUCACUUGUAAUCCACUGUUAUUCAAUUAACAAUUUACUAAAAGUAAAUCAAAUCUACUGUUAUUCAAUGAUAAACAAUUUUAAAAGAAAAACUUUAUGAAAUGGAUUUGAAACUAUUUUUUUUGUUAUUUUCAGUCAAAACUAUCGUUACACAAAUCCCACCAUUGUACCUGUUAUUUGGAAAUACCCAAAAGGGGGUGUAUUGAAUUGAGGAUUUUAAAGUGUUUUGGUAUUUCUUUAAAAUCUCCUGUUAUUCAACUAAUGAUUUCUAUUUUUUUCUUCAAAUCCUGUGUUAUUGAAUAUGAUAUUUAUCUAAAGUAGCUUAAAAUCACUUGUAAUCCACUGUUAUUCAAUUAACAAUUUACUAAAAGUAAAUCAAAUCUACUGUUAUUCAAUGAUAAACAAUUUUAAAAGAAAAACUUUAUGAAAUGGAUUUGAAACUAUUUUUUUUGUUAUUUUCAGUCAAAACUAUCGUUACACAAAUCCCACCAUUGUACCUGUUAUUUGGAAAUACCCAAAAGGGGGUGUAUUGAAUUGAGGAUUUUAAAGUGUUUUGGUAUUUCUUUAAAAUCUCCUGUUAUUCAACUAAUGAUUUCUAUUUUUUUCUUCAAAUCCUGUGUUAUUGAAUAUGAUAUUUAUCUAAAGUAGCUUAAAAUCACUUGUAAUCCACUGUUAUUCAAUUAACAAUUUACUAAAAGUAAAUCAAAUCUACUGUUAUUCAAUGAUAAACAAUUUUAAAAGAAAAACUUUAUGAAAUGGAUUUGAAACUAUUUUUUUUGUUAUUUUCAGUCAAAACUAUCGUUACACAAAUCCCACCAUUGUACCUGUUAUUUGGAAAUACCCAAAAUCAAAUAAAAAAUUGACCACACCUAUGAGAACAGAGAGAGAACAAGAAAGCGAGAGAUCAGAGACGAAGCUUUCCAGAAAAGUACUGAACUUUUGAUUCCCUCUUGUUCAUGAAUCAAUACCCAAGUCGACAAUUUUGGAAGCCAAAGAUUCGAUUUUGGAGUCUCUCAAACCUGAAGGGAGCCCUUUGAUUGUUAGAUUUGAUUUCGUCUCGAGCUUUUCGUUGGAUCCGAGAAAAAGGUUUUGUGCUCUGAAGAAUCUGAGGUUGAGCUAAGGCACACGUCGAUUGAUUUGUUCCUUUGGUGUUCUAUCAAAAGCUUUGGUUCACCCAAAUAAUCUUUGCUUCAACUCUCCAAACUCAAAAGGUUGAGGAAGUAUUCUUCUACGAGACUGCUUGCCAAGUAUGAAAGCUAAGGUAGUAGAUUAGAGCUUUGGUUCUGUCCUUCCAAGUAUGCAAGCUAAGGUACUGCUUGACAAGUAUGCAAGCCAAGUUACCUUCCAAACAAUGGGAGAUCCAAAAGACGUAAAAGGUAAAGGUCAAUACCACUCAUGGUCUGGACCUGAGCACAAGUUGUUAUUGAGGUUACUAGUGGAUGCAAUCAAUCAAGGUUUUCGUGAUGCCAGCGGCAAAUUCAACAAACUGACGGUCGAAUCCAGAAUACUAACAACUCUACAGCAAGAAGUUGGAUCUAAAAAAACCUACGGUCAGUAUAAAAAUAGGAUGAAAAUCUUGAAGGGUAGGUACCAAGUGUUUGCAGAUUUUCUUCGUUGUAGUUCUGGUUUUGGGUGGGACUCUGAAACGAAAAAAUUCACAGCAGAUGAUGAAGUAUGGAAGGUCUAUCUGCAGGCUCAUCCAAAUAAUAAAUAUCUGCGUGAUGAUUCGUUUGAAGAUUUUGAAGAGCUAAGGACUAUAUUUGAACAGAAUACUGCAACUGGGCAGAAUGCUGUGGGACUAGGUGAUUCUGUUGAUGCAGGAUCCUAUCAAUUUGAAGAGAACGAGAAGACAAAUGAUAAUAAUUUUGUCCACGUGAUAGAUGAGGGAGGAGGAAUAGAACACCAGCAAACAUGUGAACCUUCAUCAAGAAAAAGCAUUGGAGAACAGCUUUCACAUAGAAAGAAAGCUAGGACGGAUUCAUAUAACUCGGAAAGGGUUUGUGAGGAAGUUACAGAAAUCAGUAGCCAAAUUUUUGACAUGAUUCAGAAAAGAUGGGUGAAGGAAGCUGAAGAAAAAGAAGCUGAAGACAAAGCUAACAAUGUUUGGGAUGCUAUCAAGGAAAUUCCUGACUUGGAUGAUGAUUUGCGUUAUGAGGCGAUGACCCUUGUUCACACCUUAGGCAUGAAAUCUGGUUUCGUGAAUAUGUCCAUAACAGAUCGUUGUGGAUGGAUUAAAAGAAAUCUCCGUAAACCAAGUGGCUGAAGUAACAUGAUCGGAGUUCUAAAGAUAGUUCGUCAUCUUGGAGUUUUUAUUUCUUUAAAGUUGAGUUUUUAUUAUUACUUUAGCUAUGGUUUUGUUUCUUCUUUGCAGAAUUGUUAUGAUUUUUGUUCUUUAUAUGUUAUGGUUUUUGUUUUUUUUA